UACAUCUCUUAUCAAACCGGUCAAAGCACUCGGUGAUUGCUCUGUGUCAUCAUUAAUCUUCAAGUUAAUUUCACAGUAAAUCUUUUCUUUAUCUUAUUUACGUAGACGCAUCCGCUCUUUAACUCAGUUCUUCAGAUGUGUGCUCAAAAUCAAUCACUAGUCUGCUUUAACGAGAAAAAGUUCGAAACCUUCUUUUUCGUGUCACAAGCCAGACCAAGUGCUUCAGCAAUUUUGUCUCGUCCUGUCUGGAAGUUGUGAAGCUGUUACUUGCAGUGUCCGUGGCAAAUACGAUUAUUCAUCAACGUUCAUACUAUUCAAGCUGUGGACUCUCAUCAGUGGAUCAGUCAAAGACACUGUCAUAGCCUUUUUGGAAUGCGUUAUGAAUAAUUUAAAGCUGAAAAGGUUAGCGGCUAACCAAUGGAUACAAAAAUCUUCACUCACUCAGUUUCAUCCCAAGGCUGUGUGUGAUGGUUGACGCGACCCAGCGGUUAGCCCGAGGUCUCGCCUUUGCCGUCGGUCUCCUGGUAGGUCUGAGCCUGGUCCUCAUGCUCGGCUCCGAUUGCGAGCCCUCCGUCUCGGCCCCGAACCAGGAGCUCGGCGCCGACCCCCGACUCCACACCUGGGGCCACGCCAAGGCCCAAAAAAGCACCAGCCGCCCCGUCGACCGCGACGCAGUCCGCGCAUCGCGAAGGUACAAGGUGGCGGUGCGUGCGGUGGGUUUUGGGAGCUGGCGCGACUCCUUCGUCUACGAAUCGAUCCCGCGCAACGGGAACGGGCGGAUGUAUGACCCGGCGAACCCGCGGCGGGAGUUCGAGAUCUCCUCCGGCGACGGCGUCACCCUCGAGGCGGCGGCCAACGUCAACAUGGCCUGGUCCCAGUUCCAGUACGCCACCGACGUGGAGCUCCGCAUCCGCUCCAGCGACGCCGCCCCCCUCGGGCCCCCCGCCAACGUCGUCAUCCGCCCCUCCCGCAUCCCCUACCGCAUCUACUCCCCGCGCCCGGACACCAUCCUCGUCUGCGUCCCCUUCGACCCCGCCGGGCGGAGGUUCUCCGUCGAGUUCCAGAACGACCUCAUCCGCUAUCGAACUGACGGUGUCGGCUACGUCGAGGAAGGUGGGGUCGUCGUCAGUGAAGAGCCCCGGAACGCCCUCCUCAUCUUCGCCAGCCCCUUCAUUUCGCCCCAACUCGUUCCCGCCAAGAUGGACCCCGAUGUGCAAGUCCUCAAACCCGGAAAAAUCGUCGACGGCACCAUCGGAACCAGGUCUACACUGUAUUUCGAAGCCGGAGUCUACUGGGUGGAGGACAGCAACGGUGUCCUCGGGAAGAGUCACAUCAAACUUCACCCGAACACCAACUUGGUCUACUUCGAGCCGGGGACCUACAUCAAGGGGGCGCUCGAGUACACGACCGCCAAAGACUUCUUCACCGUCGGCCACGGCGUUCUCUCCGGCGAGAACUACGCCUACCAGGCCAACACGCUCCAAGGCUACGUUUCCAGCAAGGAUGACAAGUCCAGUCUCAGACUAAUCUCCCACCAGGCGGUAAGCGACAACCAGACGUGGACGUGCGUCGGCGUGACGCUCAACGCCCCGCCGUUCAACUCGGUGGACCUCUUCCCGAGAGAGGCGACCAAUCACGAGGAGGACAACAGGGUGAGGAUCCGGGUCGAGGACUACAAGCAGGUCGGGGCUUUCUAUUUCCAGACGGAUGGCUUGCCCGCCCACGGAGGCUCCAUCACCUCCGUCUUCCUCCACGCCAACGACGACGCCCUCAAGCUCUACUAUUCCGACGCCCACGUCACCGACGUCGUCGUCUGGAAGGUGCACAACGACCCGGUGAUCCAGCUGGGCUGGAAGCCGCGGAACAUCUCGAACGUGGUGGUGGACACGGUGGACGUGAUCCACAGCCGGUGGGCGUUCUCGCAGACGGCGGUGCCCUCGGCGAUCAUCGGGGCGGCGCCGUACUACACGGACCCGAAGCUCGUCGACGCCGGGCGAAGCAUCUCGGCGGUGGUGCGGAACCUCCGCUGCGAAGGGAAGUGCGCCGCCCUCCUCCGCAUCGCCCCGAUGAACAACUACGACCUCCGCAUAGAGACGGUGCGCUUCGACGAGCUCCUCGCCGACGACCGCGCCCGGCUCGGCAUGAGCCUCGUCGGCACCAAGAUCAGCGACCAGGAGGACGCCUACGUCCACGGACAGGAGGUCCUCCGCAUGGGCAUCCACGUCCGGGAUUGGCUCAUCGCCGGCCGGAGGGUCUGCGCCGACAACUGGCGCUCCGAGGAGCUCGGACAGCUCAACUUCAACAUCGGCUUUUGGGGACAGUGGAGCAUCGCUUGAACCCUGCCAGCUUCCAAGUUUUCCAUGUUCGUUGUAUGUAUGUAUAAGCCGCUUUUACGGCGCGCUAGGGCGCUCUGCGACGCCUACCCGCCACAGGAAUCUGUCAUGGUAGAGAUCCUCCGGAAGCUGGCAUCUCUCCAUCUCUUCACGG
Molecule: messenger RNA, 2487 nt
Organism: Bemisia tabaci
Lineage: Eukaryota; Metazoa; Arthropoda; Insecta; Hemiptera; Aleyrodidae
Source: RefSeq, a predicted model, not a curated record